GUUAAGUUGUCAGUUGUUGUAAAUGAAGACCGGGUGAAAAGAAACGUCGCGCUUCGCGAAAUGACAGCCGUUGAUUCUAUCGACGCUCUAAAAAAGGACUUGGAGUUUGCAAAGGAGAAAUUAAAAAUAGUAGAUGAUGAUAUCAAAAGGAUAACAGGUCGAGACCCAUCUGAGAGGCGCAUAGGAGAUGCAAAUGCCAGACGCAUGCGUAACCGAAAUGUUGGGAGUAAUACUACAAGGUUUGUUUCACUUUUCACAGUUUAAUAGAAAUAGGCCAGAUGCAUUGGACAAGGUAAACGAUGAUGAAAUCUUUCAGGAUGUUAAAAGAUUAAUCGAUGAUGACUUAAGGGUCUCUGUUGCCUCCUCUGUCGUGCGUGUCACUGACACCCGUUCUCGGCAAGAUGCAGCAAAGGAACUUAAGAAAUCAGACAAAGAAAGAGGACGUCGUAUGCUUGGUAUCCUUCAAGGAACAUUGAAACAGUUUCAAGCUGAAUCUGCAGCCGCUGUGAAGAAACCACAGAUGGAGAAACGACGUCAAAUUGAUGCUAAAUUAGAAGCUCGUGAAAGAGAAGAAAAGGAGAAUCUACGUCGUGAACGUGCUGAACUAUUUCGCGCCCGAAGAGAACAUCAUAUUGAGGUCAGCAUCUUACAACAAAAAAUGAGAAUAUUAAAGAAGUUUGAGAUAUGGAAAGAACAACAAGAAAAGAUGAAAGGUUUUUGUCGGACUUCCAAACAACCAUUUGUAUUCUUUCGUCCAAAAAUUCAAAAUGAAGAGUCUAAAUGGCGUAUGGAAAUGACAAGCCGAGCUAUAGAUGCGCUUAUUGAACGUCGCCGGAAGAAACUUGAAACAGAAUUUGAAGAAACCUUACAGGCGGCGACACGUCGUCGUUUACCUUCAGCUGUUAAUGAUCUAUCGGAUAAUAAUAAUACUAACAGAGUGAAUAAAAUUGAUGGAUCAACAGCGAAAAACAGUCGAAAUGAUUUUCUGAGUGGUGAUACUACUAAUACCAAUACUACUGAACGUUGGUCCCCAUUGAAUAAAAUAACAAUGGAAUCUAAGCCUGAUAAUUUGAAAAGUUUUAAAAGUGAACUGUCAUCUACCUCAAAUCAUCAUCUAUCAAAAGAUGUAUUUAAUAAAUUCUCAGAUAAUAGCUAUAAUAACAAUAAUAAUUCUCAUCGUGAAGACUUAGAAGCUGGUGAACUAUCCGAUGGUGGCGGUAGUGAGACAUUCGCUUUAGGCGAUGAACCUCAACUAAUAGAAGAAGAUCAACAUCAAGCUGUGUAUACAGAAUCUUCACGACACAGUAGUGAACAACGACAAAAACGUCCCAGUAAUCAGUUAUCACCAGGCAGUAGUUCACUACAAGUUCCUGCUAAACGCAAGUUAUCCUCUGUUGAUGAAUCCUAUACUCAUCCAUCCCGUACUGGUGAUAACGCUUAUAAUAAUAAUAAUAAUAAUGAUGGUGAUGAUGAUGAUGAAAAUGACAAGGGCAAAAGAUGAUUUGAUCUGAUUGAGACUGAUGUAUUCUAAUUUUUAUUAAAGUUUAUACUUCGCCAUGGUUUUCAACACUCCUUAUUUUUCCUUUGCUCUUCCUCCCCCCUUUUUCUUCCUUACCUUUCUCUCAUCUGUCAUCCCUUUAAUCUGCUUCCGCAUCUUUCCAAUAUGGAGGGUGAGGAAGUGGAAGCAAGUAUGUAUGUAUAUUAAGAUCCUUGUGUUUAAUUCUCUUUAUUUCACUUGUGUUUUCUUGUCUAACAACACAGCGAAUUAUCAUUAUCAUUGAAUAUCUUACGAAGAUGUGUAUUUCUUUCGUAAGCUUUGUAUUUUAACCUGGCUUAAUAUAUAUAGCAGUAAUUAUGUGAUCAUUGUAUUUUAGUCUUUUACUCUCUGUAUGGGAUUGUUGAGAAAGUAGUAUGAUGUUAUUUUAUGUAAACUAUGCAGGCUUUCAGUGUUGUUGGCCUGUGUGUUAGUUUGUUUUUGUUGUUAAAUAUUAUGACUACUGAUUGGUGUAAACG
Trichobilharzia regenti is the source of this 2013-nucleotide messenger RNA. The record is from the annotation of a GenBank genome assembly. Lineage: Eukaryota; Metazoa; Platyhelminthes; Trematoda; Strigeidida; Schistosomatidae.